Cherax quadricarinatus is the source of this 1159-nucleotide messenger RNA. The record is from RefSeq and is a predicted model, not a curated record. NCBI's taxonomy places the organism in Eukaryota, Metazoa, Arthropoda, Malacostraca, Decapoda, Parastacidae.
CAAGCUGCAGCAGAUGAAGACCAAUACUGAGAUGAUCAUGAAGUGGAAGGACUAUAAUCUGAAGUGGAACCCCGAUGACUACAACGGUACCACCAGCAUCAGGAUACCCUACAGGAAUAUCUGGUUUCCCGACAUCAUCUUGGUGAAUACCGCGGACAGCAACUACGAGGCCAGCGUGCUCAACACAAACGCCAUCAUCACGCACCAGGGUGAGGUAGAACUACUAAGCCACGCCAUCCUCACCACAGUGUGUCUGAUGGAUGUGCAAUGGUAUCCCUUGCCGCCCCUGCGACUCCCCUUUGCCCGUGGCCCCUACGACAAUACAAAGAUCCGGUUGUACAGGGCCCCUGCCGCCCUCUCAAAGUUCAGACAGAACCCGGGAUUCUUCCUGGAGGACUUCUAUUCAAAAACUGGACGAGAAAACAACCCUUGCUGCCCCACCCAUUCCCCUAUCAGCUACUAUCUUCAGGUGCAGAGGAGGACCAUCUACUCCCUCUUCUUCUUCAUCAUGCCUGGUAUACUCAUCAACUUUUGUGGUGAGUGUAUCUCCAUCAUUUACCUCAUCACUACUCACUCACAUUACUCACUCAACCAGCUCACUUCACAACUAACUCGUAAUUUAGAGAGACAAUUUCAAGACAAACGUUACGAUGAAUGGAGAAUCUUCGUUGAUUCUUCUAAAAGAAGUUUAAAGGCUGUACUACUCUACAAUGGCAACGCAGCUGCAACUGUGCCACCACUCCACAUCAAAUUAGGGCUGUUGAAAAAUGUUGUGAAGGUCUUGAACAAGAAUGGAACUGCUUUCAAUUACCUGGAGUUAAAGUUUCCUCUUAUAAGUGAAGGUAAACUAAAGGCAGGAAUCUUUGUUGGUCCUCAGAUUCGGGAACUGAUGAAGAACAAGCAUUUUGAUAAAGCAUUAGCAGGUGUCGAGGGAAUCUUCUCGGUGGGCGGGAGCUUCUCCGUCAUGGCCAUGAGGAAGACCAUCAUAGCCAACAUUGAGUUGGUACCCAGGCCGAUCUUCUCUCCAGAUUCAGAGGGCAGCGAGAAGACCAUCAAGGCUGCGGGAGGAGGAGAAGUGUCAUCCACACCCCACACACACACACACGCACUCUCAGUUGUUCAAGGAGAUCGUGAUCCCAGGAAGGUGGAGCUUCUCUAA